Otolemur garnettii (small-eared galago) is the source of this 531-nucleotide messenger RNA. RefSeq names its product putative lipocalin 1-like protein 1. The transcript has 6 exons. Lineage: Eukaryota; Metazoa; Chordata; Mammalia; Primates; Galagidae. Gene Ontology annotation, molecular function: small molecule binding. The record is from RefSeq and is a predicted model, not a curated record. Bases 1 to 531 code for a protein of 176 amino acids.
AUGAAGACCCUGUUCCUGGCCGUCAGCCUCAGCCUCAUCGCUGCCCUGCAGUCCCAGGAUGCCCCAGCCUCAGACGAAGAGAGUCAGAAUGUGUCAGGAAAGUGGUAUCUGAAGGCCAUGACAACAGACAAGGAGAUUCCUGGGAAGAAGCUGGAGUCUGUGACUCCCUUGACACUCACGGUCCUGGAGGGGGGCAACCUGGAAGCCUCCAUCACCAUGCUGAUAAAUGGCCAGUGCCAGAAGAUAAAAGCCGUGCUGGAGAAAACUGACGAACAGGGCAAAUACACGGCCAAUGAGGGCAAGCAUGUGGUGCAUGUCAUCAGGUCAUCUGUGAAGGACCACUACAUUCUUUACUGCGAGGGCGAGCAGGAUGAGACGAAUGUCAAGAUGGCAAAGCUCAUGGGUAGGGAUGCUGAGAAUAACCCAGAAGCCCUGGAGGAUUUUAAGAAGUUCAUGGGAGCCAGAGGCCUCAGCCUGGAGCACUUCCUCAUCCCCAAGCAGAGCGAAACUUGCCCUCCAGGGAGCGAUUAG